Dendronephthya gigantea is the source of this 3285-nucleotide messenger RNA. RefSeq lists its product as uncharacterized. The transcript has 13 exons. Lineage: Eukaryota; Metazoa; Cnidaria; Anthozoa; Malacalcyonacea; Nephtheidae. The record is from RefSeq and is a predicted model, not a curated record. Gene Ontology annotation, biological process: vesicle-mediated transport. The coding region runs from base 104 to 2857 and encodes 917 amino acids.
CAUGUGAGUCUUUAAAUGAAAGUUCGAUAUUUUUGUGUUUUUUUUUGCAAUAAAAAUGACAUUUCAAAGAUUUUGUCAGAGAUAAAUAUGUACCGUUGAAAACAUGGAGGCAAUGCUGCAAAAUAGAUUCGAAGGAUCAAUUUUCUUUGUCUAUGAUCGUCAUUUCCUGCAGAAAGAAGAGGACCUCCUGGAGGAUGCGAUCAUUUAUUUUUAUCCACAUUCUAUGCCAAUAGACAACCAGUGUAGAUUAUGUGGUCAGCUAAUGGGUCUCGUUCAGUUCACUGAUUCAGUGUUCGGUUCAUGCCCAGCGUUAUUUCGGUUCGACAAUGAAAAAAUUGCAGUCAAACAUGUUGGAAAAUAUUCAUUAGCAUUGGCAGGGAAUUCAUUUGAACCAGAUUCAGCUUUACUAGCCACGGUUGAUAGAUUAUAUUUCCUCUUUGCAUUCUAUCAUGGAUCUAUUAACCAAGUGGAAUUGGAAUGUGACAAUGACAGGGAAAAAUUCAUCCCAGAAAUUCAUGUGAUUUGGGAACAAUAUUUAGCAUUUAUCCGCAAUUAUGGUGACAAUCUUCCUUCAGUAUUCAAUCCUAUUUCAUACCUACCUUUGAAGAACGUAAGGAAAUGUGAAAAAAGUUUUUUUAUGAAUUCAUGGUAUAAAACUAUCUCAAUAUCUUCUUUCCAGGAUUUGAAUUUUUACUUUUUAAAAGCAUCACACAUCUUGGAAUCUUGUCAGCGUCGACCACAGAUUAUUGCUGGAGCGAUACUUUAUAAUAGAUUUAUUCUGUGCAGUCAUUUAACAGACCCAAUAACAAGAUGUCUCUUAUUACUAAAACCAAAUCAGGAACAUCAUCCAGCGAUGCCAAUUGAAACAGGUUACCAACUACCAUUUGGUGUUCGGCUGUUCAAUGUGUAUUUGACAAGAAAUGACUUGACAGAAAUUCUGGUAAACAAUGAAAACUCUCCUUAUCAAUCUCCAUCUGAAGAACCAUUUUGUUGUUGCUGCAGUGAAAACAAAACACCGAGGAGUAGAACUCCCAGAAUGCAUAUCAGGAAAGUUGGUUCAACCACACCUCAACCUAAAGUUGAGUUAACCCAGAGUGAGAAAGAUCCGCUGCAUUCAUCAGAUAAUUCCAGUUCAAAGCUUUGUAAAGCGAUGUUGGAAGAUUUAUUAUUGAAAGGUUUUAGAUGUUGCAAGUGUAUUGAAGAAACUGAUGGAGAAUUGGAAGAAGGGAGUUCGUUUGGUGAUGAAAGUGUUUCUGAAUGCAAGGAAAACAAGAGGAGUCAAGAAAAUGCGUUGAUACCUUCCACAGAAGAUAGGAAUUGUAACAAUAUAGAAGAGGCAAUAGAAGAGUGUUCUAGGAACUCUGCUGAUUCUAGCCAACCUCAGCUUUCUCAGAAUUCUGUUGUGGAAGCUGAAAGUGGUAUCGAGGUUACAGGGAGUGAUUUUCACAGCAGCGCUGCAACAAAUCUUGAUCAACCGUCUGCUAGUUUCUCUUACGUGAAAUAUCAAGAGAAAAGUCGGAAUUUUAGCGGAUGUUGUGAAACAGAAGAAACAGAUAAGAUUGCAAGUCACUUGGAGGGCAAACACGAUAUCAGGGGAGAGCAAAAUGACCUGGAAUAUGCUGACAAGGAACCAACGAAACAUUCGUCGAAUAAUGAGUUGAUUAAUCGCGAUUAUGAUAUUGUUAAUUUACCCCAAAACGAGCAGAAAGAUGAGGAUAAUACCUCGUAUGACUCGGACCAUGUUACUGCGGGAGAAGAGGGAAGGGAAUGUUUUGGUAAAGCGCAUGCUAACGCAGAUGAUGUUAAUUCAACUGUUUCAGAGGAUGAGGAAGCAGAACGUAUGAAAUAUGAUCAGUUGAGCAAAGCUUGCAAUACUGGAAAAGAAAACGACCUCAUGGAACGGAGGAAAUUGUCCAACAAUGUUGAUUCUUCAUUGAAGAACCAUGUUUUAAGUGAAGAGCAAGAUGGUGUUAUAAACAAACAAUCAACAGACUGUAUGCCUCGCGAGGUUACUAAUCAAAGAUUAAAUGCUUUGACGCUUGAGGAACCAUAUCAGUUAUCAUCAUCCGAAGAUAGUUAUAGAACGCCAGAUGAAAUAUUGGAUACAGAGGAACCUCUUGAUGGAUUGGAUGGGAUGUAUGAUACAGAGGAGGAGCUUUGCGAAGGACAGUGGAUGAACAAUGAGGAUAUAGACGCUCUUCUUGAUGAAGACGAGGAGGGUCUGGUACAUGUUUGUAAACUUGGGAUGAAUAGGGACAUUGAGUGUCAGGGUGUUGAUAAAAGGCAAGAUGAAGAAUAUAGCAACAAGUGUCAGCAGAAUGAAUGUCAUGGACAGUGUUGUGAGGUUGAUGGAUUGAUUCACGCUAAUCUGUUUGUUCAAGCACAUUCAGAAAUAGUUCUAAUUCUUCUCGCAAAAUGUGACCUUUAUCAGAAUGAAGACACCGUGAAAUCUUUGUGGAGUUCAUCUCUAUCACAGCUCGGUGAACUCGACAUUUUGAUGAAGAAUUCGGCAAAACAUAUUUAUCAGGAUGCCCAAGUGCCGUUCAAUUUAUUAAUUUACGAUAAUUUUGAGAAAACCAUGUCAGGUAAUCUACGAGAGCCCGUCUUUGCACCAGAUCAUGUGUUUUGCGAAGCAGCUAAAACUUUGCACAACCAUUUCAAGAAUGCUCCGCAGCUGGGAGACGUUACUUUGAGGAAUUUCCUUUGUGGCAUUUACGGUGAGCGAACACUUUCACGAGAAACCUAUUUUCAAGAAUCUGUAAAUAACUCUUCGUCAAAUUGGGCACCGAAUAUUACUGGAUAUUUGGCUGAAAAAAUGAGAGAAUAUAUUGUGAAGGAUGGUUUGCCGUUUGUUUAGUAGAUGAGGAGAUUUAUCGGGACACAGAUCACCGCUUUAAAAAAUGGCGGUCAAUUUCUUAUGGGUAAUAAUUACGUUCCGCGCUGGUAAAAGUGUGAUAUUUAAUGUAUAUUAUCAGUUUCAUAAAUGAUAAAGUAAAAUUCCUAAAUAUAAGAAAAGAUUGUGUAUUUUGUAGGGUUUUUUCUUUCCCUGAUAACUGUGAGUGUUGAUCUAAAGUUUGUUAUGUUUAGCCUGGAAUCCAGGUAAUCAAGUUAAUCCAAUUAAUCAAGUAAAUCCUGGUAAUCAAAGGAAUGGCUGCGAAUCCUGGUCCGCGAGGUCACAAAAAUAACUUGAUUACAUGGAUUUACUUGAUUACUAGGAUUUACCAGAUUACUAGGGCUUUCCAUAAUACUGAGAUUGUAAGAUUAGUAUAAUAGUUUUAGAUCUAC